Adineta steineri is the source of this 1782-nucleotide messenger RNA. The record is from the annotation of a GenBank genome assembly. NCBI's taxonomy places the organism in Eukaryota, Metazoa, Rotifera, Eurotatoria, Adinetida, Adinetidae.
AUGGGAUUCGGAAGAAGUGUGGUUUGGCUUGAUAGUCAAGGGAAAAAAUCAGUUAUGCUUGCCAAUCAAUAUAAUUAUGCCGACAAUUCAUGGAUAUCAUCAGCAAUUCAUAUCUAUGAUAUUGAAUCGGAUGGUUUUACUGAUCAAACUCAACCAAUCCUUAUCUAUCCCAAUAGUCAACAAAUGCUCGGUCCUUUAAUGAAUCCAUCAUUUAUUCGUCUUGUAUCUAAUCCAAUAUUGGGUCAUAUAGCUAUUUUUGAUAUGUCUGGUGAUCCUUCAAUCAUUCUUAGUGCACCACCAGGUUUCUAUCCAGAAACUAAUCUACCAAGUUAUUUCUCGACUUCUGUUCCAUGCAUUCCUGGUACCUAUCGCUCAUAUGCAAGUAUUGAAUUAUGUUCACCAUGUCAAAAUGGAACAAUGAGCAAUUUAGGUGGCAUCAAUUGUAAUGUUUGCAGUGAUCCAGAUAUGUUUUGUCCAUACGGAGCAGUUGAAGCAUUACUACCCAGUGCUCUCGAAACUAUUGAACAAGAACAAGAUUAUCCUGAGUCACCUGAAACAACUGUUUUCGAUGAUCUCCUCAUGCAAAAUAUGUUUAGCUUCAAUACGAAUUCUUUACAUUGUGUUGUCGUCUCGCCCAUCACAUGGGUAUUGGUCGUAAUUUCUUUUGGUAGCUUUGUACUUGUUGCUAUGGGUAUUUCCACUAUUAUUUGUCCUGGCGUACAUCCGACACGCGAUAAAGCUAAAGCUAUUUUCAAGAAAAUGGAUCUUAUUGGUGAAGGCGAGCUCUGGAUCGGUGGUUUAGUUUCGGCAGCCGUUGUAGUCCUCGUUAUGUUCGCCUAUUAUUUCUCCAAUGCCUAUUAUUAUCAAUAUCCUAUUGAAAAUGUUGUCAGCAAAAGUUCAUUUGCCUGUGAUACUAGUAUGCGUAAUGCGAAGUUUACUACUUCAAUACAAAUGAGUAAACCUCAGCAAGCAAAAGAUAUUCAACCUAUCUUUGAUCUACUGAAUGCACAAUCAUUUACACUCAUUAUUGAUUUGAUCAAUACAGCUUUUAUUUGUUCGGAUGCAAUACUCGUACAACGCAUCAUUUCUUAUGCAUUUAUCAACCUUUCGAUAUCAUCAUGUACAAUGCAUUAUAAUAAUAGUGUUGUUUCAUUAUCUGUUGUACUUCCAUCACAUAAUAUGAAUAUGCAAGUGACAUUACCUGGACUGAAGACGGUGGGUGCCGUUCGUCUUGGUCUCACAGGUCCUGCUGCCACAUAUGAAAAUGGAAAAUAUACACUUCUUACACUCAAUACUUCAACAAUAUUUAUUCCAACAUCUCUCAGUAGUGUUCUAGCUACAUCAACUGAUUAUACACUUCAAUUAUCUCAAAUUGUUAAUCAAACAGAUCCAUUAAACGUGGAUGGUUCGGCAAAAUAUAGUGCUACUUGGUUUCCAACAUUUACUGUUCGAGCAGAUGAAUUAUUUACUGAACAAACUCAAUACUCGUUCUUUCAACGUACCCAAACAAAUUUGAAUAUUAUUAUUGCAGAAAAUGUUUAUUAUGUUAAAAAUCAACAACAACCAAUUGCGCGUCAGUCAGAAGUCAUUUUUCACAAUCUUCUCUUCACUAUUGUCGUCUUAGAAUUGUUCGGGCUUUUCUUUCUUGUGUGCAAAUUGCUUGUUGUACCUCUUGUUCGAACCUUACACGCGCGUUUUCAUCGUUUCCAAAUGAGGAAUAAAGUCGGUAGUAUGAAAACUGCGAAUAGCAGACCCUCACCGGCAGCUAUACCAUUACAUUGA